Perkinsus marinus ATCC 50983 is the source of this 1590-nucleotide messenger RNA. RefSeq names its product Apolipoprotein N-acyltransferase, putative. Gene Ontology annotation, biological process: lipoprotein biosynthetic process. Gene Ontology annotation, cellular component: membrane. Lineage: Eukaryota; Perkinsozoa; Perkinsida; Perkinsidae. The record is from RefSeq and is a predicted model, not a curated record. The transcript has 2 exons. Bases 1 to 1590 code for a protein of 529 amino acids.
AUGGUAUCGCUCACGACCCUGAAUUCCCACGCACCAACAUUGUUUCUCCUAUGCCUCAGCUCCAUCGUCCUCUUCAAUGUGAGAACAGUGCACAUAGGCCUGUCGUAUCUCCUGGAGCUCUGGCCGGUCUCUCUGUUCUGCCUCUCACCGUUGUUGGCAGCCCAGAGGCUCAGCAACUCGAUAUGGCCGCCAGUUGUGACCUUGUCUCUCGCCCUCGGCAUCACAUUCUGGAACAUGGCGCUCGAUUUUGGCCUUGGCUUGCUCAUGGGCCUGGCUUGGGGCAUGUUCUGGUGGUUGGCCGGCCUCUUCGAGAACCUCGCGUUCAAGGGUGAUUCAGGUUACUACUCCCUCCGGAUCGCUGCGAUGUGGGUUUCGCUAGUGUAUGCGACGACGCGCUGCUUGGGAACAAUGAUAUCGCUAUCGACCCCAUUUCACGUGUCACCAGUCUUGAUACAGCCCGUCGCUCUCUUCGGCUUUUACAGUCUGGAGUUUGCUAUCAUAUGUAGCAACGCGGCUCUGGCGCAAGCUCUCACGUCUCACAAUCGACGACACGUGCUGAAUCUGUGGCAACUCGGGAUUUUGGGGUGGGCCCUCGUCAGCGUACUACUCUACUAUACGUCUAUGAUCCCUGGGCAGGCAACCGUCACUAUGGCGGCAGUUUCCCCAGGCGGUUAUUUGCCCAGUCCUUUCUGUGAUGAUGGUUAUAUUCUUCACCACGGUGAAAGAGUGCCGUGUACUGCGAGCAUUGAUGGGCAACUCGCAAGGACUCGGAGGGCCGUAGAAGAAUACGGUGCCCAACUUGUUGUCUGGCCUGAAGGUUGGCUGGGACCCUUCAAGAACAUGAGCACCGCGACAGACUUCGUUGAGAGAAAGCUUGGCCCGUUCGCCGAAGAACUACAGAUUUCCAUGACCGUCGGCGCAAGCACAGAAGGGUGGGGUAAUCUCGCCUUGACGAUAGGCCCUGCAGGGUUGAUAGAGAACGUCUAUGGAAAGCAGCAUCCGGUCCGUAUCAACGGUGAGAGGAGCGAGUUCGUGUUCGGUUACCCGACCAUGCCGUUGAAUCCCUUGCUGGUUGAUCAGCAUGUCAAUGCACUUUCAGCCGACAGCUAUGGUCGUCUCGGGUCGCUGAUCUGCUAUGAUAUGGACUUUCCGAGUGCAGCUCGGGAGCUUGUCUCUAGAGGCGCUACUCUCAUACUGAAUCCCUCCCAGGACUGGUCAGCCAUACGUGAUCACAUCGCCACCGCCGUUUUCCGAGCCGUGGAAAACAGAGUGGCCAUUGCUAAGGCCGAUGUCGGCUGGGAUUCGGCAAUCAUUGAUCCCCUCGGGAACAGGGUCGUUGGUUUCGAGAGAGCUGAAUGCACCGAGGAGGUCAUUGUCGGUACCGUGCCCCUAGGGACAGGCACAACCCUCGCGGUGUACCUUGGGGAUUUGGUCGCAGUAUCUUGCCUCAUGUUUGUCGCGCUCGCCCUAGUACAAGCUGCUGGGCAAUGGGUAACUAGCAGGCGUCAUGUUGUUUUCCAUAUCGUCGACCCCAGCAACAAGAUUCGGGAGAGUCCAAGUACUCGUAAAGUUGAGGUUCCCCGUCGGUGA